CCUCGUCAGAGCAACAACUCAUUCCACUACGAAAUUGGAAUCAAUUGACGGCCUUUUAUCAGCGGGUGCUUUGAAUCUGAAUUAAUUUCGUUUAUUAUUUACCUGCCUUACUAUUAAAUGCGUUAACCAUUUAUGAUUUUCGAAAACAUGAGCAGAUCACCCCUUCUUGUUUGUAUCUUCAAUUUAGGAACACCUUCUGUUAGUGUUAGAUCCUUUGAUAAUUCUAAAUUUCUAUAGAAGCAUUAGCCGGAUAUGUGAAUCAAUUAUUUCUGCAAUUUCAAUCAUUACAUUUCAUCCGAAAUUCAUUAUUGUUUUAUUUAUACCUGCCUAAUGUUCUAUUUUAUGUCCCAGUGGACAGUUGUUGAGUUUAUUGGCGAAGAUAAAACAAUCUCAACAAUUCCAACAAAAUGGCUUAUAAAAGAAAAUGGAAUAAGUACCAGUACUUGGUGGCCUAAGGAGAGAACGCGAAAACAUAUACAACGAGCAUCCUCUCCAGAUUAUGCAACGUGGGAGAAAUUUGGAGUUGUAAAUCUCAUCAAUGCACCAAUGACCUACGAAGAAGCGAUUGCUUAUGAAAAAAAAAAGAAAUGAGUGAAGGGACAGAUGAAAACGAUAAAAAUAAUAAUUCUAGUCGACUAAGGAAGAGGAGGGAUAAUAGAAAACAAGAAUUCUCAUAUUCUUCCAAUGAGGAGGACGGCAAUAUACCUAAUCCUCCAAAUUUCACAUUGACAGAAGAUCAAGAAUCACUUGCAGAUACUGUGUCGUUCACAUCAACAGAAUUGAUGCCACCACCCCCAGUUCCUGCUCCUUAUGAAUUAACGAAUAAUCAUGAAAUUCAAUUAGGGGUACCUGAAGAAGAACCUGCUAACAGAAAUUUUGAGAUAAUAGCAACAUAUGAAGAUUCCGUUGAUUGCGGCACAGACACAGCAAACUCUGAAACUCUAGGGAAAAUCUUGAAACAGGUUACAGAGAACCGAGUCCUACUUGAGAGAAUUCUGAAUUAUCUCCCACAGCAAAACCUCCCACAAAGCUCUAUUCAAUAUAAAAAUAUUGAUCAUUCAUCUGUUCCAACUGAGCAAUUCAAAAAAUUCAAAGAACUUUUGAAGUUUGACAAAAAGCUUAUGGAGAACAGUUUCAUGCAAGAACAACUGCAAUCAUUCUUUAGAUUGUCGGGGGGAAAUAAUGGGAAAGAGAAUGUUUUGCGGGGUUUGAAAAAGAUUCUGUCCGACAAGCUAGCAAGAAAAUGUUCCCUGCUAGGUAGAAAAGGGAACUUCGCCAUCGGGCAAAUGCUAUGGCUGAAAACAUUAAAAGAUGCAGCUAUAAGAGGCUAUCAAACAACAGAUAAGGAAUUUGAGGGUGUUGUCAGCAGCUGGUUACGGCAGGCAAACCUCCGGUACAUCAGGAAAAAGCAUCAGGCAGAAAUGAAAUGA
Messenger RNA from Coccinella septempunctata (seven-spotted ladybird), 1430 nucleotides. RefSeq lists its product as uncharacterized. The record is from RefSeq and is a predicted model, not a curated record. Bases 588 to 1430 code for a protein of 280 amino acids. Lineage: Eukaryota; Metazoa; Arthropoda; Insecta; Coleoptera; Coccinellidae. The transcript has 7 exons.